AUCCAUUGUAGAUCACCCGCAUUUUGGAACGCACCCCUAUCUACAGUAAAAUAGCUAUCGAAUGAUACGUUGGUUAAUAAACAAAUCCUCAAAAAUCCUUUGACUGUGAAGUGGCAAAUUUAAAGUGGCACAUUUGAAGUGGCAAGUUGAAUUUAUGAAAAUCAAAAGUUACAAUCUUGCUAUCAAGUUUAAAGCAUCGGACGAUUUAAUAAUAUGGACUUUGUUGAUUCCAUUCUUAACAUGUAAUUCCUUCAUAACACGAUGAAUAAAUUAGGUUAAGGUCAAAUGGGUUUAUCUUUUCCAUUAACAUUGAACUGUCAACUGAACCAGUCUAAACUACUGGAUUCGGUCUUCGAUUGUUGUGAAACUUAACCUCAAAUUCCGUGCAGAGAGUAUUUGUAACUAUGAGGACUAGAAGGACUAUGGCUAUUUUCGGAGUGGGUUUGAUCCUCGCCUGCUGCGUGAUGAUCUAUCUAAUGAUGGAUCUGACGCUUCUACCACCUGGACAAAGUCAUAAGCUUUCCAUGAGCAAUAACGAAUGGCUCCAUUUUGAGAACAGACUAGCAAAGUUGGAGAAAGAUUUCGAUAGACAUUAUAAAGUUAUGAAUGCUUUACAAGAGCAAGCGGCAAAAAUCAAAGAUAAUCUCCUGCCUGUCAUGCAAUCAGGCAGUCACUCCAAUCAUUCACAUAUCAAGAUUUCACAUUUAGGAAAAAGUUUUACAUGUAAUUUUAAUAUUCAAAAAGUUCCCGAGGUCGAUAUACAAAUGUUAGAACUGUAUAAGCAAUUGGAGUUCGAUAAUCCAGAUGGUGGAGUUUGGAAACAGGGCUGGAACAUCGUAUAUGAUGAGAAGCAGUGGCAUCCCAACAGAAAAUUAAAAGUCUUUGUUGUACCUCAUUCACACAAUGAUCCCGGAUGGUUGAAUACUUUUGAAAAGUACUAUAUGUUCCAAACGAAGAAUAUACUGAAUAACAUGGUGACCAAGCUGAGUGAGGAUAGAAGACGCAAGUUUAUUUGGGCAGAAAUAUCGUUUUUCCAGCUUUGGUGGGACGAUCAGUCCAAGGAGAUAAGGGACGAGGUGCGCCGUCUUAUACAUGACGGGCAAUUAGAAAUUGUGUCGGGAGGAUGGGUGAUGCCAGAUGAAUCCGUGUCGCACUGGAUUGCCCAGCUCACGCAAUUAACUGAAGGUCAUCAGUGGUUGAAAUACAAUUUGGAUUACACUCCAAACUCGGGAUGGGCCAUCGAUCCGUUUGGUCUCUCCCCUACGAUGCCAUAUCUCCUGAAAAAUUCAGGCCUGGAGAACCUCUUGAUACAACGGGUUCAUUACUCGGUGAAAAAGAGACUUGCCAAAAACAAGAGUCUCGAGUUUCGUUGGAGACAAUUAUGGGAUAAUGACGGCUCCACGGAAUUCUUCACUCACAUUAUGCCGUUCUACAGCUACGACAUCCCUCACACGUGCGGACCAGAUCCAAAGGUGUGCUGCCAAUUUGAUUUUUACAGGAUGCAGAACUUUGGUCUCAAUUGCCCAUGGAAGGUCCCGCCGAAGACCAUCACUAAAGCGAACGUGGCAGAGAGAUCGUUGCUCCUGCUGGAUCAGUACCGCAAAAAAGCACAGCUCUUUAAGACUGAUGUAGUACUUGCGCCCUUGGGUGACGAUUUCAGGUACACGCACCUCACCGAGUGGGAAAUUCAAUAUGAUAAUUAUCAGAAGCUUUUCAAGUAUAUGAACGACAAUCAACAUUUGAAUGUCCAAAUACAAUUUGGAACAUUGAGUGAUUACUUUGAAGCUGUCAAAGAGAAACACAAUUUGAAUAAAUUUCCCACCUUGUCUGGAGAUUUCUUUACAUAUUCCGACAGAGAUGAUCAUUAUUGGAGCGGUUAUUAUACCUCCAGGCCUUUUCACAAAAGAUUGGAUCGUGUAUUAUUGGGUUCUUUGAGAGGAUCGGAGGUAUUAGCUACGGUAGCUUGGAUCAGAGGCAAUGAUCAGCUAGCAGAAGGCAGCCUCGCGUCUCGUUUGAGUAAGGCCAGGAGGUGGCACUCUCUAUUUCAACAUCACGACGGCGUUACUGGCACUGCCAGGGACAACGUUAUGAUAGAUUACGCUCAGAAGAUGAUAAUAGCAUUAAACAAUUCGGCUCAUGUACUUCAACAAUCUAUAGCGCAUUUAUUAAGGACUCCUCAAACGUCAUCUAUGGAUGUAGAAGCUGUAUAUUUCUCGUUGGAUGAAACUAGGUCGCAUCACACGAGUGUGGGUGAGAAGCAUGUUCUUAAUCUCGGAGACGAUAAGUCAUCAAGAAAAAUUAUUUUCUAUAAUCCCCUCCCAAGACAAAGGACAAAAGUACAAACUUUAAUUGUAUCGACGCCGUUCAUCAGAGUUACUGAUCGAAGAGGACAGGCUAUCAAGUGUCAAGUGUCUCCCAUUUGGAUUGGUCCAGCCGCAUUAUCUACGGCUAGAUAUGAGUUAUCAUUUUUAGUCACUGUUUCAGGAUUUGGUAUUACUACAUACAUAGUUCACGCGCUACAUCAAGCGUCUACAAAGGAAGUAUAUCUGGCUAAUGUUACUAUUUUCAACACUGACAUAAACUUACCACCAAUACCCGGCUUUAGCCAUCUGGUGAUUUUGCCAUACACGCAAGAGUUUUCAAUUUCUCAACGGCCAGAAUUGUCGGCCUCUUUUGGGAAAUCCGGUUUAUUAAAAGCUCUGCGGGUCGACAACACUAUUUUCCCUGUGCAUCUGGAUUUUGUGAAAUAUGGCACCAGAGGUUCCAGUAAAGAUAAAAGUGGCGCUUACUUAUUUUUACCUGACAAAUCGGAACCAGACGUCAUAUUUAUGGAUGGCAAGGCGAUCAUUCAUUUGAUAACCGGGCCGAUUUUAUCGAAGGUAUUCGUAGAAUUGCCGCAUGUGCGGCAUAUAUGUACGUUGUUCAAUUCUCCUGGCAGCGACGGACUUGGAUUGCACAUACUCAAUGAAGUCGACAUAACGGAAACACAAAACUACGAGCUUGCGAUGCGUUUUAACACGGACAUCGCAUCCGAUAAUCAAUUUUUCACGGACUUAAAUGGACUCAAUAUAAUUCGACGGCAAAGAUUUCCUAAGCUUCCCACGCAAGGAAACUACUAUCCAAUGGCGGCUAAUGCAUAUAUAGAAGAUAAAAGAGUUAGAUUGACAGUUGCUACAGCGCAACCAUUGGGAGUAGCCUCAAUGGCAUCUGGUCAACUUGAAAUUAUGCAAGAUAGAAGAUUACUUCAAGAUGACAAUCGAGGAUUAGGACAAGGUGUAAUGGACAAUCUGUUGACAAAUCAUAUGUUCAUGUUAAUCCUGGAGAAGAAGGAAACAAAUUGCCCUUCCACGGUAUCGACGAACCAUCCGGCAGGAUUAUUGUCUUUAAGUGGUCACUUAGUCUCGGAAGAGUUGUUGCAUCCAAUUAUGGUGCUGCAUCCCCACAAUUCUUUGCCGUUCAACUUGAAUGCUCACUUUGCGCCGCUUAGACAUGAUCUUCCAGUAGACUUAAGCAUUGUUAGUCUCCGGGUGUUUCCCAUUCCUGAAGGCGCCGGCAAAGGUGUUGGCAUGGUGUUGUACCAAUCGGCCUUGGACGUUUGCUUCAACAAUUCUCUCUCGCGACGUUUUAAUGUUUCGAAGUCAGGCGAAGUAGAUUUGACAAAAGUGCUUAAUGAUAUGGAGGAUUGGACUAUAAGUAAGGCGCCCCUUACGUUUCACAACGUUGGACCAUCUUUAAAGUCGCCCGUUGUGAACUUGUGCCCGCAUCAAAUACUACCAAUCUUAUUCCAUAAGACGCAAUCCUAACCGAAAGAGAUGUAUAAUAUGAAGAACAUGCGUUACUUUUCAUUAUCCGCAUAAAUUUUGUUUACUCAAGAUUAUGUAAUCCAAGUGCGCCGAGGCUGGUGGAUUCGAACUGUCUAAUUUAUAUCUGAAACAGUAUUAAAUGGGAUCAUUAUCACUUUGAUUGAAGAUCUUGUUUAAAGGAAUUUGCUGAAGAAAAUUAUCGUCAUAUUUUUAUUAGAAGAUAUCUUUGAAUUGACUUGAGAGAGAGAGAGAGAGAGAGAGAGAGAGAGAGAGAGAGAGAGAG
Molecule: messenger RNA, 4086 nt
Organism: Monomorium pharaonis (pharaoh ant)
Lineage: Eukaryota; Metazoa; Arthropoda; Insecta; Hymenoptera; Formicidae
Gene: alpha-Man-IIa
Product: alpha-mannosidase 2
Exons: 7
Coding region: 405-3803 (1132 amino acids)
Biological process (GO): protein deglycosylation; N-glycan processing; mannose metabolic process
Cellular component (GO): Golgi membrane
Molecular function (GO): alpha-mannosidase activity; carbohydrate binding
Source: RefSeq, a predicted model, not a curated record